CCUGUCUUGGGAUUGAUUUCCCUCGUUCUUCUGGGCGCAGGACUUCUCUUCCAAUUCUUUGUCAUUCUGUCCGGCGUGUCAAACACAACACCCCUCAACAAGACCUACUUCAUCCAGGUCGACACAACAGGCACUUCGGCUCCUCGCAGCCCCUCUCGAUGGACCUUCUUCUACAUUUGCGAAGCGGUCAAUGGCCGUAACGCAAACUGCGGUUCUCCCGUCCCUGCUCUGCCUUUCGAUCCCCCAAGAAACUUCGGCAGCACCCAAGGCGUUCCUGAGUCCUUCAUUGGAACUCACCACUACUACUACCUCUCGCGUUUCAUGUUCGCUUUCUACCUGAUCGCUCUCUUCUUCGCUGCCAUGGCCUUCUUCACCGGCAUCCUUGCUCUCUGCACUCGUCUUGGCUCUUACCUCUCUGGCCUCACUGUCGCCGUUGCUGCUUUCUUCCAGGCCCUCGCUGCCGCUCUCAUGACUACUAACAUUUUCCCAGCGNCAUGCUUCGUCCAAGGCCGCAACGCCUUCCGUCGCAACGGUCAGAAUGCCACCCUCGGUCGCUACGGCUUCGGCUGGACCUGGGCCGCCUUUGCCGCCUACUUCCUCGCCAUGAUCCUCUUCUGCGUCGGCGGUGCCGUUUCCAAGUCAAGCAGCACCACUCCCCGUAAGGGCGGCAUGUUCGGUCGCAAGGCUAGCACCCGCUCGCGCGGCAGCUUCAUCGACUCAGAGAGCCAGAGACGCGUCAAGGAAGAGUACGAG
Aureobasidium vineae is the source of this 753-nucleotide messenger RNA. Lineage: Eukaryota; Fungi; Ascomycota; Dothideomycetes; Dothideales; Saccotheciaceae. The record is from the annotation of a GenBank genome assembly.